ACUAAAAACGCGUACCAAGUAAAAACAACAGUAUUUUCUGCUCGUUUUUUAAGAUACGUCGAUGCUUAAAAGAACUACACAAAAAGUCCUCUUUACGAACUUUUAGGUUUUAUACCGCCACCUAUCGCUGUGGAGUAUGAAAGCGACACUUUCUGUUUCCUGAUGUAAACAGCUCAGUCAUUUUCUAUGUUGAAGUCGUGCUAGUCUUCUGCGUUACACUUCACUGUAAUAUUAACUGGUUUUAUUUAGGAAAAACUAAAUUAAAGUCGCGCUCACUGAUGGAUUCUCAGACCUACAACGUGAAACUCUAUAUUUAUGACUUGUCAAAGGGACUUGCUCGCCAGCUGAGCCCGAUGCUCUUAGGAAAACAACUCGAAGGAGUUUGGCACACGUCCAUAAUAAUACAUGAAGCAGAGUAUUUCUUUGGGGGACAAGGGAUAACACACUGCCCACCGGGCGGUACACUGUUGGGAGAGCCUGAUGCCAUAGUGGAUAUGGGAAACACAGAAGUUCCAAAAGACUUAUUUACAGAAUAUAUUUCAUCCCUUCAGGAGUCUGCAUACAGCCCAGAGACCUACCACAUUUUUGACCACAACUGUAACACUUUCAGUAGUGAAGUGGCCCAGUUUUUAACAGGGAGAAAAAUUCCAUCAUAUAUUACUGACCUGCCAGCUGAUGUGCUGUCCACGCCUUUUGGACAAACACUGCGUCCUCUGAUUGAAUCUGUCACCAUUGUCCCGCCUACAGACAACUCUUUUAAUGGACAUUAUGGACAGAGGUAGACUGUGUUGUAAAGAACAGUGUCACAUUAAACUAAUGGUUCAAGCUCAGAUUAGGAAAUGAAGGUUUUUCGGAGGUUGGUUUAUCAGGCAGUAUACAUGACGUAUAUAAAAUUAACAGCCCGUCGCACUACAGGUUUAUUUUCUGCCACUACAGUUUAAUGUAGCUAACAAUUGAGGGAUGCUUCUAUCUGCCUGUCUAAAUGACAUCUUAAUCAUCACACAUUUGUUUCAAAAAUACAUUUAGAAACCAACAGAUCAAGUCUAUUAAUCAGCACAUAAACAUGAACAAAUAAGUUUGUAAGAUCUGUUAAACAAUGUGCCUUACAAUUAAUAGAUUCUUCCUGGAUCUUGAAGUCUGCUUUCGUGUUGUCUAGACUUUAAUUCGAUCUGCGCGGUACCAUCUGAAAUUCACCCGAGCUUGUACAAAAGCAAUACCAAAAUACAUGCUGAAGUGAUUCUUGCGUUAUGGCAGUUAUUUCUGUUUUGUGCAGAACACAUCUCGUAUAUUAUUACUGUAUGGCACUUAAUAGUUCACUGUAUAAUAGUGAACCAUAUUACACUGUGCAUCAUGCAGUGUUAAAAACUUAAUGGAGAUUCUAUUGAUUUAUACUUCUGAAUGUGUGAUGAACAAAAUGCAGUUUGAGAAUGAUGCUGAAUUAAAGGCUGUAAGCUUCCCUUACUUGGUAGCAACAUUGAACUAAUAACUCCAGUGUAGAUGCCAAACAUAUUUUACAUGGAAUUACACUUUUAUUUCCAAUCGAUCACUUUAAUACAUUGGUCUUAGAUGGAUAGAUAGAAACUUUAAGGAACAUCGCAGCAUAAAUGGUAAAAUAUAUUAAUGAGAACUUGAGCUGUAAAAUUGUGCAAAACAAAAUGAUCAGUAAUGAAGCUUCAGAAUAACAUAUUGAGUAAUAGAGUGCAGAUAAUAUAUUGCAAAAUAUUUUGGUCUUACAUACACCGAUUCUUUCACAAAAUGCUUGGCACAUCAGUUACUGAAAAAAAACAACAGAAUAUACAGUGCCUUGCAAAAGUAUUCAUACCCACUGAAUUUUUUCACAUUUUGACACGUUACAACCUCAAACAAAAAUGUAUUUUAUUAGGAUUUUAUGUGAUAGACCAACACAAAGUGGCACAUAAUUGUAAAGUGGAAAGAAAAUGAUAAAUGGUGUCCAACCUUUUUUUUUUUUGCAAAUAAAUAUCUGAAAAGUUUGGAGUGCAUUUGUAUUCAGCCCCACUGAGUCAAUACUUUGUAGAACCACCUUUAGCUGCAAUUACAGUUGCAAGUCUUUUGGGGUAUGUCUCUACCCACUUUACACAUCUAGAGUAACAUUUUUGCCCAUUCUGCAAAGAAGCAAAAUAGCUCAAGCUCAGUCAGAUUGUAUGGUGAGCGUCUGUCAGCAGCGAUUUUCAAGUCUUUGUGAUUUAUCAAAUUAUGUGCUACUUUGUGUUGGUCUAUCACAUAAAAUCCUAAUAAAAUACAUUUUUGUUUGUGGUUGUAAAGUGUCAAAAUGUUGGUAUGAAAAAAUGUUCAGUGGGUAUGAAUACUUUUGCAAAGCACUGUAUCACACAAACAAAUUGCUUUAAAAUGUCUGUAAAAUAUUCUAUAUCCAAAGUGGGACUAUGUUUGUACUGAUACCAAAUAUCUUAAGAUAUAAAUGUCUUUUCUGUAAGUGGUGUAUCACAAAGGCAACUUCCAUUCACUUCUCAUCUAUUAGUCUCUGGUGCUGUAUGGCACAUGUGCUGGUGAGUUCAGCUGAUCUAUUUUACAUUUUCCACAUUCUUUUUUUUUUGUCAUUAUUUGGUAUCAUGUCUAUCUUUUUAUAAUCUGUCAAAAUUAGAUUUAUUGAUAUUCAGUUUUGUUUCUUAAAUAUCCACAAAUUUUCCGUCUUUAGCAGCGAAGUUAUCGGUUUGAGCUCAGUAUAUUAAGCUUAACUAAUAGGGUUUUUUUAAUACUUGGAAGGAGCAACAUUCAGAGAAUAUAUUUUUAAUAUAUAAUUUCAGAUUUUACCUCCAAGUCUGUAUGUAUACCUAUAUACUUAAUGGGAGAAACUUGUGAGAGAAUGACUUCUUUAUUAUAUACUUGAAGGUUCUUAUGUUGAUCUAAUUUAAACUGAAUUAUUGGUUAUGUUACUUGUCAAAUUGGUGUAAUAAUUGUGUAUUCAAAUAAUAAAGCAUAUCUUGU
Molecule: messenger RNA, 2964 nt
Organism: Tachysurus fulvidraco (yellow catfish)
Lineage: Eukaryota; Metazoa; Chordata; Actinopteri; Siluriformes; Bagridae
Gene: desi1b
Product: desumoylating isopeptidase 1b
Exons: 6
Coding region: 279-782 (167 amino acids)
Biological process (GO): protein modification by small protein removal
Molecular function (GO): peptidase activity
Source: RefSeq, a predicted model, not a curated record